Ustilago hordei is the source of this 2820-nucleotide messenger RNA. RefSeq lists its product as uncharacterized. The coding region runs from base 1 to 2820 and encodes 939 amino acids. Gene Ontology annotation, cellular component: cytoplasm. NCBI's taxonomy places the organism in Eukaryota, Fungi, Basidiomycota, Ustilaginomycetes, Ustilaginales, Ustilaginaceae. The transcript has a single exon. The record is from RefSeq and is a predicted model, not a curated record.
AUGGUGGGUCCCACAAUCGAAUUGUUUAGCACUUCGAUCCUGUCCAACGUCAAGGUCCGAACACGGCAUGAGCGCUUUACUUCGGUGCUUGCCAUCAAGAAGAUCCCCUAUAUCUACCACGAUCUCGCUUCGGACGAUGAUGCAAAGAGCCGAUGGCGUCGCAAGGCCAAGGAUCCGCAACUUCCGGGCAUUCUGGUCAACAACGAGUGGGUAGGCUCGUACGAUGAGUUCGAAGAGGCAGUCGAGUUUGGCGAGCUCGAAGUAUUGCUCGGCGUCUCUCCAGCAGCUGCACAGGCUACGCCACCAGCACCACAUCCUGCUCAAUCGGCAGUGAGCUCCAAAGAUCCUAGCUUAUACCCAACGCUGCCCUACGCAGCAGAAGGUGCAGGACGCUGGAAGGAGCCUGAUGCGGAUCAGUUCAUAUCGUCUCUGAACAUCAAGGAAGAGGAGCUGAACGAUGACGACGUCGAUGCGUUGCUAGCUGAGAUCGGCAAGCUACCAGCCGAGGCAGCUACGAGGUCGGAGAAGAAGUAUGUUCCAUCGAAAGAAGCAGCCAUCAAGCCGCUGCGAUUGGCCAAGAUGGGAGCAACAACAUCACACCAACGAAUGCCAUCGGGAUGGCCAAGUCCAUCUGCUGCAAGUGCAGCAACGCGAGCUUCGCCCGUGGCUCGCUAUUCGGCUACGCAGCGCUCCACUCGGGCGCUAGCUGCAGAAGCGGCGGCGCUUACAUCGAAUCGGAAGACCUCGGGAGCUUUGCUGCGCGAUGCGGUCUCGCAAGGAAAGACGCUAGAUGAUGCUAUGGAAGAGAGUCGCAUGAAGCACAUCGUAAGCCAGGACAAUAUGGAUGAGCUGUUUGCAUCCCUGGGUCUCAGCAAUGUCGAUAUCGGUGAGGAUGAGGUGGAUCAGUUCCUGGAGCAAGGCGCUAUCCCGCAAGGCCUUGGCUUGGGUGGCGAGCGUGUUCAUCGACCAUCUUCAGUAGCGGACAAGGCGAGAGAUGAAGCGGUGGCGAGAGACUUGGCGCUCAAAGCGAAAGAGAAGGGACAUGGCUCUGCUCGCAGUAGUCUUGCUCACGAAAGCACUUCAAAGCUUACUGCUCUCGCUGGUCCUGCACCAGCAUCUCAGAUCGGAACAUCCGUUGACGAUGCGUCAGCAAAACGUUCGACGGCCUCAGGAGGCACUUCAACCUUGUCGGCACAGCCGUCGACCGUGACUGAAGCCACUUUGGAGACGCCCGAAUGGAAGGGUGACGAAGCAACUGAAGCGGUCGAGCGAGAAAAGGAGGUCGUCAAGCUAGAAGCUGAGGCACCAAAGCAGUCGUUAGCUGCUGCGCCCGAAGAGGGUGAAGAAGAAGCAGAAGCCACCAAGGUUGUCGGUGAUGAACCGGCCAAGAAGGCAGACGACGAGGAUCAGAGCAGCGAACCGGCCGAGAUCAAGGCGAAGGUGGAAAGGCUCAUUCUUGAAGAACCUUCACCUUUGUCCACAAAUGCUGAGAUGAGCAAAACUGAUGUCGUCGACACGGAAGAAACCGAAGAGGAGAAAGCUACGCCUGGAGCAAGCACGAGCAAUAGGAAAGUUGAUGUUCCACCUCAAGACAGCGAAUCAAUACCAAAGGAAGCAGAGGAAGCAGAGGAGGCAGAGGCAGCGUUGCCCACCUUAUUGCCUGCCAAAGAUCAUGUCUCUGGCGACGAAAAGCGUGCAGCGUCAGAGCCAAACAAGGAUUUGAGAAGCGUAACAUUGUCUUCUGACGCCAACGAGCCUGUCUCGUCGCGAUCAUCAAAGUGGGAGCAAUCAGCCCGAUCAGGUGCUCACGAUUCUACGACAGCUUCCAAGGAACUUUCUCUCAGCAGCAGCACUAGCAAUCAGAUCCUCGACAAAGCUGACAUCGAUCAAGAUCCAAGACCAACGAAAGAGAUCUCGGCAGAUCCGAUCCAGCUGGAAGGCGAAUCGAUUGCGAAAGCAGAGACAAAGCGACAAGAAGCGGACAAGGCAAAAGACGGCGAGGCUUCCGAAUUGGAAUUGGCACAGAAGGCAGCAAUGACUGCUUCACAAUACCAGAAUCGCAAGUCGGGACUUCCGUUGCAAUUCCAAUCGAUAGUGACAGUAGAUGAGAAAGACGAAGAAGCGCCACUUGAACCUUGGACAAUAAUCACCAGCCGCAGCAGCAGCAGCAGCAGCAGCAGCAGCAGUCUUUUAUCAAAAGAUCCCGAGGUCACGAGUGCAGCCAAGUCGCCAUCAUGCUCAGCCGCUGCAAUCACAUCGCCGGUGCGCAUUCCAGUUUGCCAAGAGUCGAAAGAAGGCAGUUGCUCGUCGACAAGUCCUUUAGCUCUCGGUUUGGGUGCACGAGGUCAGCCACCAUCACGCCAAGCGGCUUCGGGUUCAGUCUCUUCCUCUAGACGUGCCAUAGAUGUUUCUCGACCCAUCGAUCCAUCGAUAUCGCCUACAUCGCCACUUGCGCCCCCAUCUAGCUCAGAAUUAUUCAUGUCGCCAGAGACACUUGCAAAGAAGAAGCGAGUAGGAUUGUUUGGCCUUGGCAAAGAUAAGGACAAGGAGAGGGACAAGACAACAGCGAACGACAAGAACAGCAAAGCAGCAGCAGUAUCAGGAGCAGCAGCAGUAUCAGGAGCAGCAGCAGCGUCAGGAGCAGCGUCAGGAGCAGCGUCAGGAGCAGCACCUUCAACAUCGCGUCACGAGCGAACCAUCUCUCAGAUUCUUCGAGAAGCCGAUGCAGUGCUGCAAAUGGGAGGCCAAGGUUCGGACAACGACCAAGAAGAUGAAACUGAAGAUCCCACCAUGUUUGGCAGUUCAAGUGUCGACAUAUAA